Messenger RNA from Anolis sagrei ordinatus, 4175 nucleotides. RefSeq names its product fibroleukin-like. NCBI's taxonomy places the organism in Eukaryota, Metazoa, Chordata, Lepidosauria, Squamata, Anolidae. The record is from RefSeq and is a predicted model, not a curated record.
UCACGGACUCCCUGACUCCCACAAAGGCCUGGCUUUAAUUGCCCAUGACAUGCUAAUCUGCCGGACUGACUCAAACACUCCUUUAUCUGUGUCUCUCUCACUUCCCUCCUCCUUUCACUCACAGCUUCCCGAUCUCCACCAUUUCUGUGAGCCGUUUACACUGACCCAGCCUGUGAGGGGACUUCCUGGCCUGUAGGAGCUCCUUUUCCAAGACAGAAGAAGCCCUGUUUAACCUUGUCCCCACUGGUAAUUCUGUGCAUUUCUAGAAAGAGCAGCUAGAAGAAAUGAAACUUUCCUCCUGCUUGUGCAAGUGUUUUUAUUUGAGCUUCCUCCUUACAGCUCUUCUGCAAGAGUCAGAAAGCCUGAAUUCAGACAAUCCUGAAUGCAGUCAAGGGGAAGGUGAUCCUCCAUGUUUGAGUUCUCUGGUGGCUAUGCCUCUUCCUUUGCUGGAAAAAGGAUGUGAUGGACUAGGAAGCUGCAGACUCCAUAUCCUCAUGCCUGAAGAGCCAGUCAUACCUGAGGAAAUUCAAGAUGUUCCAACUGGAGAACAGCAGAUGGAGUUCAAGCAGGUGAUGAAACAUGCUGGAGAUCCCAACAAACAGGGAUCAUCUAAGGCUAGGACUUUGAUGGAUCGUCUUAGUUUGGUGGAAACCAAAGUGCUGUCCAUGGCAUCGAGCCUGCAGAAGUUGCAAGAGGAGAGCAGACUCAAUCUGAAUCGCCUAGAAGAGCAACUCAACUCUUUGGUGGCUUUGUUGCUGGGAAUCCUGUCUGGCUGCAAAUUGCCUUGCAGUGAAUCAGUCCUGAAGUCAUCCAUUUUAGAUUUAGGGAAAGAACACAAGGCUGAAGAGACAACGGCACUUUUGGUAGAACCCUCAGCAAAAUCUGAACACACAUAUCCUCGAGAUUGUGCUGAGAUCCGCAAGCAGGGUAUCCAAGACAAUGGGAUUUACACCAUCCAGCCCAUUCCUCUUCGACAACCUUUUGAGGCAUACUGUGACAUGGUGACUGAUGGUGGUGGCUGGACCAUGAUCCAGCGUCGAAUGGAUGGCACUGUGGACUUCAACCACACCUGGCAGGAGUACAAGAAAGGAUUUGGCAGCUUACAAGGGGAGCACUGGUUGGGCAAUGAACAUCUCCACAGUUUAACCCGCCUGGGCCAACAUGUCCUGCGUAUAGAACUGGAGGACUGGCAUGGUGUCAAGCGACAUGCCAUUUACCGCAAAUUCAAAGUGGCUAGUGAGGCCAACAGGUAUCGUCUGACAGCUCGGGAAUACCAAGGCAACGCAGGCAAUGCUCUGAGCUACAGCCGCAACUACAACCAUGAUCACAAAUGCUUCACAACAUGGGACAUUGACAAUGACAACUACUCCAUGGGCAACUGUGGUACAUAUUAUGGGGCUGGCUGGUGGUUUGACUCAUGCCUGGCUGCCAACCUUAAUGGGAAGUACUACCAUGGACGUUACAGUGGGGUGACCAAUGGCAUCUACUGGGGAACGUGGUAUAUCUUGAUUGAUAAAAGAACCAAUCAGAAGUAUUCCUUCAAAAAAGUGGAAAUGAAAACUAGGCCUGUUAACUUUUAAGAGAAGCAUGCAACCAAAGAAGGUGACCUUCAAAAAGCUUUAAAGUGCUGUGCUGAGCAAAAGAUACAACAGGGUGCAUCAGCAAUCUAGAGCUUAGGGCCACACUGACCCACAUCUCACCUUCCUUAAUUGUCUGGAGCUGAAAACCAAUUGAAACAUUUGGGGUUUAAAUGCUUUGACACCCGAGUGCUUACCUUUCCCUGAAGGCCAAAGAUCAUGUGCCAACUUGCCUUUGUAUGGGACUCAUCUCAUGAAAUAGUAAAAUACUGUAAGCAGAGGUGCUAAAUACAAAAGCAAAAUGAGGAGGAGCUAGGUGGAGGUAAGGUAAGAGAGCUGCCUUAAAACAAAUCUGGGCAUUCUUUGCUCUUUUUGAAGGUAGCAAUAAGAUAUCCAGUUAGCAUUAUAAAAGGUCAAUUCACAGUGAACCUCAGACAUUGGAAAAGCACUAAGCGUAACUAGGACAUGGGAAAACAACAAAGAAGCAAAGUAAAAGCAAAAGUGUGCUCUGAUUCUUUUUGCAAAGUGACAAAUUUCAUGUGGGCUGUAGUACUCUUAAGAGUUGCAUGGUGCAACCCAAACAAUUGUGCAACAUGACCCAAACUCUAGUUACUGUCUCUAUACUUCUAAACAGUUAUUCUUGUGUUUCAUUUCACAUUUAAGAUGUUUUGCAACAUUGAUGUAUGGACCUAAAAUUCAAAUAGUGCACAAUCGUGUAUUUACCUAAUACAAUGGACACUCAGAAGCAAAAUUACAUGGGCUUCUGUGUGCUACAAGUACUUUAAGGUUAAAGUUCCUUUUAACGUAUUUAUAUUUAAGCAUUUGGCAGUUGUGACCCAUUUUUUGUAUUACUUGGUAUUCUAUCUAUGAGUUUAAGAGCAAGGGUUUUGUUGUAAACUCAUCUGUAAUCUUAAUUAAAGCUAUUAUUGCAUUUUUAGCAUAGGAAGCUUGUUUUAUAUGGAGAGCAGCACAAAUAGCCUAUUUCUAUAUGGAUCAGUCUGGUGCUUACAUAUGAAAGUUGUCUUAACUCUGUUACCAGCUAAUAGAAUACUGUCUUCCUGUGUAACAAUGAGGGCUCUAAAUACCCUUAAGGCAUGACAUGCAAUCUGAUCUUAGAAGCUUAAGCAGGAUAAACUCUGGUGAAUACUUGGAUGAGAAACCACCAACAAAUACCAGGUGCUGUAGGUUGUCUACCAGGUCAUCUGUAAGUUCAAACAAAGGCAUUGGCAAUAUCAAAUCUAAGUAUUUUUUACCGAAGAAAACUCUGAAAUGCAUAGAGCACCAUAAAUUAACAUGUCACACACACACACGACCUGUGGUGUACAAGCAGAUUCUCAUUUUCUGACACAGGAUACACUGAAGGGCAUCUAGUUAAAUUCUUGCCAAGAUAAAGAUAAAUUAUUGCCUCUAGAACAUGGCCAUAUAGCCCGAAAAAACCCACAAGAACUAAAGAUAAAUUCUUGCCAACACUCUAGAGCAGUGUUUCUCAACCUUCCCAAUGCCAUAACCCCUUAAUACAGUUCCUCAUGUUAUGAUCACCAACCAUGAAAUUAUUUUCAUUGCUACUUCAUAACUGUAAUUUUGCUACUGCUAUAAAUCGUGAUGUAAAUAUCCGAAAUGCAGGAUGUAUUUUCAUUCACUGGACCAAAUUUGGCACAAAUACCCAAUACGCCCACAUUUAAAUACUGGUAGGGUUGGGGGAGCUUACUGAUUUUGUUAUCUGGGAGUUGUAGUUGCUGGGAUUUAUAGUUCACCAACAAUCAAAGAGCCUUCUGAACUCCAUGAACGAUGGAAUUGAACCAAACUUGGCAAACAGAACUCCCAUGACGAACAGAAAAUACUGGAAUGGUUUGGUGGGCAUUGACCUUGAGUUUUGGAGAUGUAGUUCACCUACAUCCAAAGAGCAUUGUGGACUCAAACAAUGAUGGCUCUGGACCAAACUUGGCAUGAACACUCAAUAUAUCCAAAUGUGAACACUGGUGGUUUGGGGGAAAUAGACCUUGACAUUUGGGAGUUGUUGUUGCUGGGAUUUAUAGUUCACGUACAAUCAAAGAGCAUUCUGAACACCACGAACGAUAGAAUUGGGCCAAACUUCCCCCACAGAACCCGCUGCCUUGAAGGGACUCGAAGCAUGAGCCUCCCUCCAGCCUUGAAUGCUCUCCCUUGCCCACACAUGCGCACCAUGCUGCCAUGCACCUAGCCCGCCUGCUCUCUCCUCUCCGCUUGAAGACUCAGAAACAACCCUCCCCUUGGCUGAGAGGCCAGCCAAUCACAGAGGAGGAGGGCUUUUGGUGGGAGGAUUUAACAUCUGUUUCCAAAAAGGAAGAGAAAGACAGGUGGAGAUACCUUCUGCCUUCUCUGUCAAAGGGAUUCCUAAGACCAUCAGCAAUAUAUGCUUUCUGAUGGUCUUUGAUGACCCCGCUGAAACCCCCUCGUGAACUCUCCCCCAAGGGUCCUGACUCCUAAGUUGAGAAAAGCAGCGCUAGAGGGAAUUACUAGUUUAGGAUUUGAACGCAUUAAAAAUGGGAAGGAUGUUCCCCACUUCUCACCCAUGACUGUGUAGCUAUGUUGUAUGGAGCACAAAAGAGGGGUAAGAAG